AAAUAAAAUUCUUGCAAGAAGAAUUAUAGAAAAUACUUCAUCAACUUAGUAAGUCGAGAGCGGAAGGAUGGAAAAGCAAUUAAGGAAAUUAUGAAAAAACUUUGUCAAUUCAUGAACCAACUAAAUUUAUAGAAGAAGAAGUUAUAAUUAUGAGAUAAGGAGGAAAAUAAGAGAGGAAAAUUAUAAGAAGACCUUUGGAUGAAGAUGAGAAUAUAGAAGAAGGAGAACAACUUUUAGAAGAUCUAGGUGAAGGUUAUUAUGUAGUUUCUAGAAAGAUUGUUGAUAAUGAUUUAUCUCUUACUUCUUCAAAGUGGAAGAAGAAUAAUGAUGGGAAUUAUGAAUAAUCAUUGGGAGUUGAACCAUCUUAGUAUAUUACAGAAGAAGUCUUAUAGUUUAAUAAUGAAACAGGAAUGAUGGAAAGAAAACUAGUAAGAAAACCUUAUUUUGGAGGAAAAGUACAAGAAGGAGAUUCAUUAAAUGAAGUAGAUAAGAAUGGAAACAAAGUGCUUUCACGUAAAAUAGAAUCCAAUCUUUAACCUAAAGAAAGCAAAUAAUAAUGGUAGAAUGUUGGUAAAUAAGAAGAGAUCAUCCUAAAUUCAGAAGAACCAGAACAAUUUAUUGAAGAAGAAAUCAUUUAAAUCAAUCCAAAAACAGGAAAAUUAGAGAGGAAAAUUGUAAGAAAACCAUUAAACAAUGAAGAAAUAGAUAAUUUAUAGAUAGGAUAAAACUUAGAAGAAGAUUUAGGAAAUGGUAAAUAAGUAAUUUCAAGGAAAAUCGUUUAAAAUGAUCAAUCAAAUUAAGCCUUGAAAUAACAAGGUUGGAUCAAAAAUAAUGAUGGAAAUAUGGAAAUCAAAUUUCAACCAGAACCUGUUAAAUAUGUUGAAGAAGAGAUAUUAAUUUAAGGUGAAGAUGGAGUUGUUUAAAGAAAACUAGUUAGAAGACCUUUCUUACCUUAAGAUAAUAAAUUAUAAACAGGAGCUGUGAUAGAAUAAGAUUUAAAUGGAAAUAAAGUAGUCUCAAGGAAGAUUGUAUCAAAUAAUAAACCAGUUGAUUCAACCUGGGUUUAAUUGAAUAAUGGAUAAUUAGAGAAAAUAGUUUCAUAGGAAGAACCUGAAGCAUAUAUUGAAGAAGAAAUCAUCAUAAUAAACCCAAAAACAGGUAAACAAGAGCGUAAAUUGGUUAGAAGACCUUAUGAAAAUGAUGAAGAAAUUGGGGAUUAAUUAAAUGAAUCAAUAGGUAAUAACUAAAAAGUUGUGGCUCGAAGAAUUGUACAAAAUGAUAGUUCUUUAAAUGAAUGGAAGAAAAAUUAGAAAACUGGAUAAUUAGAAAAAGUAAUUGUUUAGAAUGAACCAGCCAAAUAUAUUGAGGAAGAAGUCUUAGUAAUGAAUGAAGAGACAGGAAAGAUGGAAAGAAAAUUAGUAAGAAAACAGUAUUAACCUGAAAAUGAUUCAUAUGGAAAUAAAAUUCUUGCAAGAAGAAUUGUUGAAAAUACUUCAUCAACUUAGUAAGUUGAGAAGGAAGGCUGGAAAAGUAAUUAAGGAAAUUAUGAAAAAACCUUGUCAAUUCAUGAACCAACCAAAUUUAUAGAAGAAGAAGUUAUAAUUAUGAGACAAGGAGGAAAAUAAGAGAGGAAAAUUAUAAGAAGACCAUUAGAUGAAGAUGAGAAUAUAGAAGAUGGAGAACAACUUUUAGAAGAUUUAGGUGAAGAUUGUUUGAUAAUGAUUUAUCUCUUACUUCUACUAAGUGGAAGAAGAAUAAUGAUGGGAAUUAUGAAUAAUCAUUGGGAGUUGAACCAUCUUAAUAUAUAACAGAAGAAGUCUUAUACGUUUAAUAAUGAAACAGGAAUGAUGGAAAGAAAACUAGUAAGAAAACCUUAUUUGGGAGGAAAAGUACAAGAAGGAGAUUCAUUAAAUGAAGUGGAUAAGAAUGGAAACAAAGUGCUUUCUCGUAAAAUAGAAUCCAAUCUUUAACCUAAGGCAAGCAAAUAAUAAUGGUAGAAUGUUGGUAAAUAAGAAGAGAUCAUCUUAAAUUCAGAAGAACCUGAACAAUUUAUUGAAGAAGAAAUCAUUUAAAUCAAUCCAAAAACAGGAAAAUUAGAGAGGAAAAUUGUAAGAAAACCAUUAAAUAAUGAAGAAAUAGAUAAUUUAUAGAUAGGAUAAAACUUAGAAGAAGAUUUAGGAAAUGGUAAAUAAGUAAUUUCAAGGAAAAUCGUUUAAAAUGAUCAAUCAAAUUAAGCCUUGAAAUAACAAGGUUGGAUCAAAAAUAAUGAAGGAAAUAUGGAAAUCAAAUUUCAACCAGAACCCGUUAAAUAUGUUGAAGAGGAGAUAUUAAUUUAAGGUGAAGAUGGAGUUAUUUAAAGAAAACUAAUUAGAAGACCUUUCUUACCUUAAGAUAAUAAAUUAUAAACAGGAGCUGUGAUAGAAUAAGAUUUAAAUGGAAAUAAAGUAGUCUCAAGAAAGAUUGUAUCAAAUAAUAAACCAGUUGAUUCAACCUGGAAAAUAGUUUCACAGGAAGAACCUGAAGCAUAUAUAGAAGAAGAAAUCAUCAUCAUAAAUCCGAAAACUUAGAAAUAAGAAAGGAAAUUAAUCAGAAGACCUUUGACUCAAUCAGAAGUAGGUGUAAAUUGGAGAAAAUGCUUUAACGAAUUAGGUGAUGGCACUAGAAAAGUGGUUGCUCGAAGAAUAGUCUCUAAUGAAUAAUCUUCAUGGAUCCUAAAUUGA
Messenger RNA from Paramecium tetraurelia, 2720 nucleotides. RefSeq lists its product as uncharacterized. The record is from RefSeq and is a predicted model, not a curated record. The transcript is spliced from 4 exons. The annotation marks the transcript as partial. NCBI's taxonomy places the organism in Eukaryota, Ciliophora, Oligohymenophorea, Peniculida, Parameciidae.